AUGAGUUCCCUUGAUUUGGAGCUGAUUUCGUUGCCGGGCCGAGGACGAGCCGAAUCUCUUCGUUUGAUGCUGAUUUUUGCGUCGAAACAAUUCACGGACACUCGAAUGACGAUACAAGAAUGGAAAUUGAGCAGGAAAAAAGCCAGUCUCGAUGAAAAAACGAAAUUGCCAGUGCUCAUUGUGGACAAUGGACGAAAAACGAUUGUCGGCGCGGUGGAAAUCGGGCGUUACAUUGCACUCAAUUUUCAUCUCUAUGGCUCGAGUAGUAGUGAACAAGAAGAGAUCAAUCAAGUGAUUCGACAAGCCGAAAUACUGAAUCUCGAACUAGCACCGAUUAUCCGAACAACUUUGACAAAGAAUUAUGAUUUGAGGAGAGAAAUCUGGAACGAGUAUAAAGAAAGGACAAUGAAUCCGAUAUUUGAAAAAUGGGAAAACGAAUUGAGGAAGAAGACGACAAUGGUUGGGAAUAAGUAUACUUGGGCCGACAUUUGUGUGGUCGAGCUGUUGACGCGUUUUCAAUGUUGCUAUGAUUCGUUCUUUUUAGCGUCGUGGCCCGCUUUGAAAAAUUUGGUUGAGCGCUUUGAAGAUUUGCCCAACGUUCGUCCGUACCUCCAAACAAGACCGGAUACGAAUUUU
Molecule: messenger RNA, 636 nt
Organism: Mesorhabditis belari
Lineage: Eukaryota; Metazoa; Nematoda; Chromadorea; Rhabditida; Rhabditidae
Source: the annotation of a GenBank genome assembly